Ictalurus punctatus (channel catfish) is the source of this 2048-nucleotide messenger RNA. Its product is annotated as gametocyte-specific factor 1. NCBI's taxonomy places the organism in Eukaryota, Metazoa, Chordata, Actinopteri, Siluriformes, Ictaluridae. The transcript has 7 exons. Bases 123 to 680 code for a protein of 185 amino acids. The record is from RefSeq and is a predicted model, not a curated record.
AAUCAAGGAACCCAAUGCGCAUGCGCAGUAGAUUCGUUUAGUUCCAGAGUGUGAUACACCUGUUCGUCCUGCUCAACAGAUUUUCUUUUAGGCCAGCUGCUUUUGUGCAGAAUAAAGAGGGAAUGUCAUCGACACGGACAAAGUCAAACGGCCGGGACUCAUUACCUGAACCCAAACCCAAAGUCCCGCUUCGUCGCUGGGAAGAGGAGCAAGAUGAUGAUUUAUUUGAUCCUGACAAAUUGCUUCAGUGCCCUUAUGACUCUAAUCAUAAAAUCCGGGCAUGUCGCCUUCCCUACCAUCUCAUCAAGUGCAAGAAGAACAAUCCUCAGCUGGCCAGUGAACUGUGGACAUGCCCAUUUAAUGCUCGUCACCUUAUGCCCAAACACGAGCUGUCCGGUCACAUGUCUACCUGCGUGGAUAGGUGCUCGGUAAAUACUGACUAUGCGGUAACUGAUGAGACCCAGGGCAAAUUUCAAAAUCCUGUCAGCACCUGGACUAUUCCUACAUGUGAAGAAGACUGGGACCAAGAGGAGGUAGAGUCAGGAUCAUCAGCAACACCAUUUGUCUGGGGAAUUUCAACCUCCCAGCUCAGCCAAGACAGGGCUGAGCCAGCUAUGACCCACAGUUUAACCUCUAGUGUCAGAGCCCCAAGAAUUCUUCCCUGGAAACUGGGCGUGUAAAAGCACAGUUCUCUCUUGCAAUGUGCUACAGCUGUGACUUACAGCUGCGAAUUGAUGCACCUUUUAUUAUUACUGGUUUCAGAAGUCUGCACUAAGUUAAAAACUUGCUGUUUAUCUGUUAAUAGAACACAUUGUUUUGGUUAAUGCCACUCUGUAAGAAUCUUAGUUUCAGAAUGUUUAAAGUAUCGUAAUAAAGUCCACUUAAGUAGGUUUAGUUCUUUAGUUGCGCUUCAGAGGAUUCGGGGAGGACAUGUGCAGAACAUAAGAAAAUGUGAGUGUGAUAUAUAGGAUACGGCCUUUUUUUGCAUUUGCAUGUACCAUUAAUAUUAAUAUACCUAUUUGUUUUCAAACAAAACCUUCAAGAUAAUUGUUUCUGACUGUUUUGAUCGAAGUCUCAGACGCAACAGUGCAGACUGUUACAUGACUAAGUGGUUACUGAUAUAGAUAUUGGUAUCCUACAAUAAAUUACUUUCAUUUAUUGAAGUCAUUAGGACACAAAACAGCUUACCAAGUUUGUAGACUGUAGCAACAUUGCUUUGGCAGGUUUUCUUUAAAAAAGCAAUAGCCUCCUUUUUAAUCUUCUCUUGGUCCAAGUUGAAAAUUUUUCUGUCUUCUUGUUUAAUAAAGAUUUCAUCAGAUCUGUUGUUAAAAUAGAGCACACUUGAGUGAAAUUUCUUACAUACAUACACUCAAGCACACCUGAAUUAUCAUAAUUUCAGUUUAUAAUCUGCUGAGCUUUUGAAGCAGCAACUUUAUUUGGAUAUAAUUGAUACUUUAUGGAAACAGUAACAUUUCAGUUCUGAAAUAACAUUUAUUGAAUCAACAGAAACAACACAAUGUGAGUCAUAACAAAAACAGACAGGUGCAAAAAUUUGGGCACCUAAAUGGAAUCAUCACAUCAAUAUCUAGUAGAGCCUCCUUUUGCUGAAAUAACAGCCUGUAGUCGCUUCCUAUAGCCAGUGAUAUGUCCCUGAAUGACCUAUGGUUAUGCUGAAAUUCACACUGAACUACAUUACCCAUCAGCCCCAGCGUGUCACAUGACUGUGUCACAUGUCCCAAUAAUGACUCACAUCUGUUCUGUGAGACCCAUAAUAAGCACACCAUAGAGGUAUUAGUUUUUCAGCACCUCAUCAAGCUUUUGUUGUAGUUGUGUUCAUGUGUUAUCAUGUGUGCUACAGCUGCUCUUAUUGUCUGUAUGUUUUUGCUUUGUGUCCAUUGUUACAUUUAUGGUUCUUGUUUUCACAGUUUUGGUUAUUUGUUUUGCACUUGAUUGUAUAAAAAUCUGUGCUUGCAUCUGCUGCCUUCUACAAUCCCUGACACUAUGUUGCAGAGUUUUUCCCUGUUUCAUUAAAGUUGCUAAAAAUAACA